Molecule: messenger RNA, 642 nt
Organism: Stegastes partitus (bicolor damselfish)
Lineage: Eukaryota; Metazoa; Chordata; Actinopteri; Pomacentridae
Exons: 4
Coding region: 1-642 (213 amino acids)
Source: RefSeq, a predicted model, not a curated record
AUGGUGCAGUGCUGUGUCCCGUGUUGUUCAAAUCGAAACGACAUCAACAAAGAGAUUUUGUUUUACCGAUUUUCCCGUGACGAGAAGGAGAAGAAGAAAUGGCUUAGGUUGAUACAGUGGGACAAGUUCACCCCGAACUACAACUCGAGGGUCUGUGGGUGGCAUUUUCCUGACAAAGCAGCUGGGACAACACGGUUUGCAUGGAGUGAUGGAAAGGCUUUCACCAAGCACAUCACCCCCAAACGAGUAGCUGGUCCGAGCCAAAACAAUCUUAACGUUGCUACGCAGACCCCUAGUACUGUGGUACUUGAAAUUGAGAAUGAUAUGCUCAGACAAGAAAAUGACAAACUAAAACAAGAAGUGGAGAAACAAAAACAAACAUUUUCAUUCAGUCAAAUCUCGUCCCACCCUGAUAAAGUCAAUUAUUACACUGGCUUGCCAGAUGCUGCCACUGUCCUCUUUUUGGAAGCCCUUCUCUCCAAAUUUGAACUAAAGUAUCACUUUGAUUGGAAUGUCAAAAAUGUUUCAGCUGCCAGAAAAAUGGAAGUGAUUAUUGCACUCAUUGCUACAGAUGUGGAAGCACUGAACACUUGCAGGUUGCAGGGUGAGAGGAACCAGGCAAGAAAGAGAUGGUCCUUUUAA